Messenger RNA from Hibiscus syriacus, 1731 nucleotides. RefSeq lists its product as uncharacterized. The transcript is spliced from 4 exons. The record is from RefSeq and is a predicted model, not a curated record. Bases 1 to 1731 code for a protein of 576 amino acids. Gene Ontology annotation, biological process: DNA integration. NCBI's taxonomy places the organism in Eukaryota, Viridiplantae, Streptophyta, Magnoliopsida, Malvales, Malvaceae. Gene Ontology annotation, molecular function: nucleic acid binding.
AUGGGACUCAAUAAAACUUAUUCUGCAAUUCGGAGUCAAAUUCUCCUCAUGAAGCCCCUGCCUACUGUCAAUCAAGCCUACUCCAUGAUUAUUCAGGAGGAGUUGCAUCGAGCUCAUCUGUCUGCCUCACCCAUUGAAGCCUCUGUGGUGUUCACAACUGCUUCCAAAGGUAGUGAAAGAAAACGUUUCAGUGGAACGUGUGACUACUGUAAAAUCAAAGGCCACAGUCACGAUCUUUGUUACAGACUUAUUGGCUUUCCACCAGACUUCAAAUUCAACAGAAAAAAGGUUUCUCAGGCUGCCAUGGCAGUUAACUCUGUACCUGCUAUUAAUGGAGAAGCUGAGAAUGGCUCGAUGGUUUCCUCUGCCGUUUCAGCAGCGCCUUCUUUCACUCCCGAGCAGUAUCAUCAAAUCUUGGGUUUUCUGAGCAAAAGUUCAACCUUAGAUUCCAGUGCGAAUCUUGCAGGUACUGUUGGUUGUAAUUUAUCUGCUUCCAGUAACUCUUGUGUGCGUUGGAUAAUAGAUACUGGUGCAACUGAUCACAUUUUGUCUGUUUUCAAGAGCUUGCAAUUUCCUGUUUUAUGUCCUGAUCUUUACAAUGGCAUGAUCAAGGGGAUUGGUAAAAGGUUUAAUGGACUUUACAUUUUUGAGUCUAAAGGAGCCACUGGUUUGUUUUCAAAUUCUUUGGCUAGUACUGGGGAUGUUUCUUGUGUUCAUUCUGUACAUGAUAUUUUUGUUUCUAAUAAAACUAGUCUUUGUCAUGCUAUAUUUGGGCAUGCUUCUUCUUCUGCUAUGAAAAAGCUUUCUUCUUAUGUUUCUGAUAAGUUUGAUUUUAUUUCAUUUACUUCUACUCAUUUUUCUUCUGUCACUAAAAUUAUUAGAAGUGACAAUGGUACAGAAAUUUUCAAUUCUCUUUGCUCUCCUUUUCUCUCUUCUCUUGGCAUUUUGCAUCAAAGUUCCUGUGUUCGGACUCCACAGCAAAAUGGAGUUGCAGAAAGAAAACAUAGACAUCUCUUAGAGCAACAUGUUCCUGUUGUCCCACAUGUUUCUCCUUCUAGUGUUGAACUUGGGCAAUCAUCACAACAGUUAGAAACUUCUAUGGUUCCAGUAGCUCCAGUCUUGGUUAGAGAAUCUACUAGGGUUCCUAAACAACCUCAAUGGUUAACUGAUUUUAUUUUCAAUUCUGUUUCCACCUCCAAUUAUCCCAUUUCAGAUUUCAUUUCUUACUGUCAUCUUCCCUGUAGCACACAGUCUUUUGUUUCUUCUAUUUCAAAGUCUGUUGAACCUAAGUCUUAUCAUGAGGCCAUUCAACAUCCUGAAUGGGUACAGGCCAUGAAUGAUGAAAUUCUUUCUCUUGAAACAAAUAAAACCUGGUCCGUUUUUUCUUUACCUUCUGGAAAAGUUCCAAUUGGUUGUAAAUGGGUUUAUCUGAUUAAGUACAAUGCUACUGGUGCCAUAGAAAGGUAUACAGCUCGUUUGGUGGCCAAGGGAUAUAAUCAGAAAGAGGGUGUGGAUUAUGUGGAUACUUUCUCCCCAGUAGUCAAAUUGGUUAUUGUUCGUUUUCUCCUUGCCAUUGCUUCUGUGUUUGAUUGGCCUCUAUUUCAGCUUGAUGUAUAUAAUGUUUUUUUACAAGGUGAUUUGUCUGAGGAAGUAUAUAUGGAACUUCCUCUUGGUUUUUGCAGUCAGGGGAGAAUAUGGUGUGUAGACUGCAAAAAUCUCUUUAUGGCUUGA